Messenger RNA from Cimex lectularius (bed bug), 3130 nucleotides. Its product is annotated as SEC14 domain and spectrin repeat-containing protein 1-B. Lineage: Eukaryota; Metazoa; Arthropoda; Insecta; Hemiptera; Cimicidae. The record is from RefSeq and is a predicted model, not a curated record. The coding region runs from base 272 to 2872 and encodes 866 amino acids. The transcript has 17 exons.
UGUGCUGUUUACUGAAGAAGAAAAUUGCAAAAGGCGUAACGUCAAGGUUAGAAGGCGAGCCUAGUCAACAACUUAAUUUUGGAUCAGAUUCUCAGCCUGGAAUCAUCUUUGAAAAAUCCGCAAAAUUUAUUCUGAAAUUGCAAGGGGAAGAAGUGCAUUUUUUGCCAUGAAGCAAAAGAGGAAAGUCACGCUGGUGACACGACCCAAGUACGACGAGCGAGGCCCUUCGACGCUGUAAAAUGCGACCCAAAGGUUGAUAGAUGAGGGCGAAAUGAACGAUGACAUCGCGCGUCUGGUCGGAAGCUUGAGGGUUCCAGGAGGACGGGACAGACAGGGCAAACCCAUCAUCCAGGUCACGACGGCCGUCGACUUGGCCUCUUUCGACAAAACCCAGCUCGAAAAAUCUGUCCAAUAUAUCCUGUCCAUAUUCAGUGAUGAGACGAGGCGAAAAGGGCUGACUUUUGUAGUUGACGCUCAGAAGAGCAACUGGCGUCUCACCAGGCUUUGUAUCCGUCACCUCCUGCAAGGCUUGAGCGAAGAGACUGCGACGGCCAUUGUCAUUAGGCCCGAGGCUUUUUGGGACAAACGCGUUGACAACUGCACCAGAGUCUGCAAAACAUUCGAGCCAAUUUAUAUUCCUCAAUCACGACUGGUCAAGCACAUUGAGCUUUCACAACUAACUGAAGAUUUGGGUGGCUCUCUUGAAUAUGACCAUGCGAGCUGGCUCCAAGACAGAACUAAAGCGGAAAGGUUCUUUAGAGAGAACACCGAAACCCAAACUGAGUUGGAGCGUGUUACGAAAAUUUUAACUGGGGCUCGUCAAGGACUGAACAAUGGUGCUAGGACAAUGACCCAGACAUCGGCUACUUACAACAAUACUUGUUAUAUGGCGAACAGCCUUAUACAAGAAGGAAGAAAUAUGCUGGACGAUUUUGGUAUUGCAAGGAUAACAGAUGUUAUCGGUCAGGACAUCCUUGAUACGAGGGCGAAAAUUGACAAACAGCUUGGCCUAGCUCGGACAAGAUUGCUCGCUUUGCACCAAGCUUGGACAAAUUUACAAAAGUCCAUUGCUGAUGCUAAGGAAAUAACGAAAUUGGAAUCUGGUGUGAAGAAGGUCACCGAGUGGCUCUUGACCAAAGGAGAAGACCUACUAUCGUCUCAUAAUGAAGUAGGGUUCGACAUUGCUUCAGCUGAAAAGCUCAGAAGGGACCACGAAGCGCUCGAGCUGCUUUGCAGAGAAACAUACGGUCAUUAUGCAGAGCUCUUACACAAAAUGAACGGCUCGACUCAGUGUGGCAUCUCGAUCCCUGAGGACCUUCAAGCCCAAAGGGACUUCAUGGACUUUGUCAUAAGAAGCUUUGCAACAAGGCUUGAAAGGAGACGAAACAUUCUAAUCUCUUCGGCAAGGUUCUUCCGAUUGGUAUCUGAGUAUUUUCAGACGACGAGUGAUGUUUAUGAAAACCUAGUCAUGACUCCGGACCUGGAGGAAUUGGAAAAAGCUCACGGAACACUUUUGCAAUUACAAGAAAGCCAAUCAAAUAUAGAUAUGCUUGAAGAUGCUUUGGUACGAGAAGGAGAAAAAUUGACUGAUCUACUGGCCAUGCCUGUUAAGGAUGCACUUGGAAGAGAAAUUAGGGUUGAUUAUGGAGCAGACAUUUUGAACAUCAGGGAGAUUCUGGAUAUGACAAAAGCGAGAAGUGAAUUGUUCAGAGACAACGUUGAACUUCAGAGGAUAACUUUGGAGCAAGCUUCACAUAUUUAUUCCUACGAAAAAGAUGCGGCGCAGGCUGUAGUAUGGCUGGAUGAUCUGUUUGAUGUCAUGAUGAAAUCACAUUCUCAAGUCGGCUGCAACGUUUUAGAAAUCCAACAGCAAAAAGAUGACCAACAAGCUUUUGAAGAGACCGCUAAGGGAACGUAUGAAUUUGGAUCUCAAUUAUUAAGAGCCGCAUUAUCACUGCGGCACUCCUGUAAACUCACCGAUGCACCCAAUUUGGAUUUGAGCGUAAAAUUAGAAGAGUCGUGGCAACGACUCCAGACGGCUGGCCAUCAUCACAUGACGAGACUCAGGGUGACAGCUGUCCUUCAUCGGUCUCUAAAUAAACAUUGCCAAGAGCUCAUCGAGAUGUCACGUAAGGUGGAUCGUGUCAAAGACGAUGUCCUCUUGAAGCUUUUGGAAAGAAGGGAAACGGUUUUGCUCGAAGUCGCCCGCAUGAUCAGACUAGCCCGAUUGCUCAAAAGUAGGCUGAAAGAACCUCUAUGCGAUCAACAGAGUGGACUGGGUGUUGACUACAACCGGAGCGCGGUCGAUGCAAUUUCUGAGCGCGUGGCCGAAGUGAUAGCACUCGCGGAGCAACUUGACGCCGCACUUUGUUCCUACCACGAAAUAGGGGACAUUUCCGAUAUACUCGAUACUUCUCCGACGCAAGAUGACUGGUACGGAAGUCUGGACAAGAGCAGUUCGAGCAGCGGUACGCCAAGAAGUGGAAGUCAUAAGACCUGCUGCGAGGAGGAUGAGUUCAUAACUGCUAGUGAAUGUACUUGCACUCCUCCUUCCCGCAGCUCAUCUUUUCACACUGCAUCUGAAGGAGAAGUUUACACUCCUCCUUGGUGGUCCGACAAGUUUCAGGAUGAAUCAGAAGUCGCCGACGAUAUAGAAUCACAGACGCAGAACACCAGCAAAGAGGAGAUCCUCACCCCCGAUCCGACUGCAACGGUGAAAUUAAAUCAGGAUGACAAACUGCCAACACCCAACGAGGAACCCACCGGUGCGAAAAGUCCAGCAACAGUUCUAGAACCGACUAACAAUGUCCAAGACAGUGCUCAGCCCGUGUACAAAGGGAUUGCCAAAAGAGCUUUAACCGGUGUCUUUUAACUUAUCUCACAUUAAUAUUUUAUUGUGUAAAAUACGUUGUGAACAAAAGACUAAACAUGUUUGUUUUUAAUAUAGAAAAUAAUCAAAUGAAGCUCAUAUGUCAAUUAACUUAUUUAACUUUAUUCUUCUUGCCUAUUGUGUCCUCUCAGAUUGAUCUGCUCAAUGAAAAAAAACCUAGAAGUAGUCAUAAGGAAAAAACUACUUUUCUUAUAGUAUAUUUUGUUAUAUAUUUUUGUUAAUAAAUAUAUUUUGGGCUGA